Penicillium olsonii is the source of this 1770-nucleotide messenger RNA. NCBI's taxonomy places the organism in Eukaryota, Fungi, Ascomycota, Eurotiomycetes, Eurotiales, Aspergillaceae. The record is from the annotation of a GenBank genome assembly.
AUGACUCCCAGAACAAAAUCAAACGGGCUCGCCUCGCUGGCUUGUACCGAGUGCAGGAAACAGCAUCUAAAAUGUGAUGCCGGCAAACCAUCCUGUGCACGAUGUGAUCAGAAUGGGCUUCCCUGCCAAUAUCUCCCCUCCCGACGAGGCGGCCGGCGGAAAUCCCGACAAGAGAGUCCAUACUCCCGUCCAGUGAGCCCUGUCCCCGUAUUGCCAAUUACCCCUGCGCAGUCCACGGGAAACCCUCCAGGAGAAACGCAACUGAGGAUCCCCGCUGAGGCAGGUUCUUGGCCAGCGAUGCUCCCUGGAAACAAUGUCCAGCGGCCUAUAGAAUCAUUGAGUAAGCAUCCACUCUAUGAUGAGCGUUUGCCCCGUGUCUACUACGAGAACUUUCAUGUCGCCCACCCGAUCCUGGUACCAAGCUCCAUGUACCAUGAUCGAAAUUACCCUCGCUUCCUCCAGCUAGCAGUGCAUUUCGUGGGCUCUCACUAUAUCUCUUCGGUGUCCAGUCAACCCUAUAAAGAGCAAGUCCUCGCCGAGCUGAAGACCAGCCCAGACCGAUCGGGUUGCAUGGUCCAGGCUUGGCUUAUAUAUUCCAUCGCUCUAUAUGCGCGCGAUGAAUGGGAAGAGGCACAAGAGGCGCUCUCUGCCAGUGUCGAUAUUGCUUUAGAGCUCGGCUUGAACCGCUGGUCAUUUGCUUCGUCUGCGAACCCUGAAAGAUCCAUUGAGGCCGAGAGCAUGAGAAGGACGUGGUGGGAGCUAUAUGUCACCGAGAUCUUCAUGGCUGUUCCUUUCAAAACCACCUCCUUCCGGUGCAGCGCGGUCUCGCCAGAGGUUGGACUUCCCUCCGAAGAGAUGGCUUAUAAUAGCGGUUCCGAGGUUUCGAAACCUCGACUGAUGAUCGAGUUCAAGCGAAGGAUUCUCGCUGCAGAAGAUACUGUCUUCUCCUCUUUCAGCUACCGUAUUGAGGCUACUACCAUCUUAUCCCGCGUCCUUGUGCUGAACCGCAUGCGAGACUGCCACCGGGAUCAUCUCCAAGCCGUCGAGAAUGCCCUGGUAAGCUGGAUAAAUCAUUUGCCUGCCAAAAAGCUCGACAUUGUCGAUUCGUACGGAAACGUCGACGAGAUGAUGUUCCAAGCACACCUGACAAUCUCCUAUGCCGCCAUGCUCCUACAUCUCCCUCGCAGUGAUCUUCCCGCUGUCCUAUCCCAGUCCCAACCAGACGACAGAUUCUGGUCCGGUCUAACAGGCCAACUAUCGUCAACCUUCAGCCGCUUAGUCCACAGCAUCAAAGCCACCGAGGCCUCGAGACGCAUCUCCGACUCCAUCUCCAUCUGUCCCAACGUCUCAAAACACACCCCAUUCAUCAUUCCCGCCUUGGCUCUCUGCGGCCUGAUCCAGCUCGCCACAUCAACCAGUCAUUCUGAAGAAUGUUUCGAUCACCAUUGCAAUCGAGUCACCCUCAUUCUCGGAUGCCUCAAAAGCACCCAGCGGACCUGGAAACUCACCGAGUCCGUCUACCACAGCCUCCGAUCUUCUGCAUCAGAGGUCCUAUCUGACUCCAUGGCAAAAUGGAAUACAGAGCCGAUUCAUCGCUUGACUCCCGCAGCCACAACUCCCAGCGACAACCGUCCAAGCAAUGCCAACCCAGUGGCUGCCAUGCCGGACGGUCACGACUUCAUGCCGCCGGACUUCAUCCCUGCUUUCAUUGAUCCAUCUUGCUACAACGCUUCCUUUUUCAGCGCCAUCCCUGAUUUCGAUAUUAAUUAA